CCUUUCGCUUUGAUGCAGCCAUUGGCUGGUCUGGAAAUGUGUCUCCUUGCCAAAUACGCGGAUCCUUCCUCUCUCUUUCGCUCUUUCUGUUUUUUUCCCCCCUCUUCUGCUGGCAUUGGCACAGGCAAAUGGUUGGGGACCGAGCAUGAAAGGAGCGAGCGAGAGAGUUUAGGAGGAAAAAGGGAAAAAAAGGGGGGGGGGGGAAGGGAGGAAAACAACAACAAAACCCCCCAAAACCAAAACAAAACCCAGCCCAAAAGCCUGAGCACUUUGGGUUUUGCCAGCGGCUGAGCGCAGUCGAUUCCAGCACGGCGUCCGUCCCUUCCCCUAGGCCAGCGUUCGCCCUCCGCCUGGGCGGAGGGACCGACGGCUAACUUGGCCUCUUUGCGCCUUUGCCAGCGCCGAAAAGCCCUCUUCCCCCCCACCUCCCCGCCUGCCUCUCCUCUCCUCUCCCUCUCCCUCUCCCUGGGUUUUUUCUUCCUUCCUUCCUCUGUUUGUUUGUUUCAUUUUUUUUUCUAUAGGGGCCGUUCUGUGAAUUUCUGAUUUAUUUAUUUUGGACCUGCCGCGGGGGAGGGGGGGGUUCCUCCGGUAGAUUAUUGGGGUGCUAGAUCCAUCGCGCAACUGUGUCCCACACCUCCAUUGUCAGCCUCCUUCCUUCCUGUAUUUCUGUCCCUCCUGCCCCCCCAUUUUUUAAAAUUCUACAUUCCCUCCGCCAUUGAGAACUCAACCAACCAAGCCCCCCAUUCUCCCCUCCCUUCCUCCUCCCUUUAAAAUUUCUACCUUCCCUCCUCCUUGUCCCCUCCUCCCCUUCCAUCUCACAGCCCCCACCUCCUUUUCCCUCCCCCCCUCACCCCGCAACUCUUGAGUCCAGAAUUUCCGAAUCGGGUGCUGAGUUCUGCCGGAAUGAGAUCGAGCAAUGGAUGAAUUCCACCCUUUCAUCGAAGCUCUCCUCCCUCAUGUGCGUGCCUUCUCCUACACAUGGUUCAACCUGCAAGCUCGGAAGCGAAAGUACUUCAAGAAGCACGAGAAGCGGAUGUCCAAGGACGAGGAGCGCGCCGUGAAGGACGAGCUGUUGGGGGAAAAACCGGAGAUCAAGCAGAAAUGGGCAUCGCGGUUACUGGCCAAACUCCGCAAAGACAUCCGUCCCGAGUUCCGGGAGGAUUUUGUCCUGACCAUCACCGGUAAGAAAGCCCCCUGCUGCGUCCUCUCCAACCCGGACCAGAAGGGCAAAAUCCGCAGGAUUGACUGUCUGAGGCAGGCCGACAAGGUUUGGAGACUGGAUCUUGUAAUGGUCAUCUUAUUCAAAGGGAUCCCGCUCGAAAGUACUGACGGGGAGCGGUUGUACAAAUCGCCACAGUGCUCCAACCCCGGCCUCUGCGUCCAGCCGCACCACAUUGGAGUCACAAUUAAAGAACUGGAUCUCUACUUGGCGUAUUUUGUUCACACUCCUGAAUCCGGACAAUCAGACAGUUCAAACCAGCAAGGAGAUGUGGACAUCAAACCACUGCCCAACGGGCAUUUGACUUUCCAGGACUGUUUUGUGACGUCGGGCGUCUGGAACGUGACGGAGCUGGUCCGAGUGUCCCAGACUCCUGUGGCCACGGCGUCGGGUCCCAACUUCUCCCUGGCAGAUCUGGAGAGCCCCAGUUACUACAACAUCAACCAGGUGACCCUGGGCCGGCGGUCCAUAACGUCACCUCCUUCCACCAGCUCCACCAAGCGCCCCAAGUCGCUGGAUGACAGUGAGAUGGAGAGCCCCGUGGACGAGGUCUUCUACCCCGGGACGGGGCGCUCGCCCGCCGCCGGCAGCAGCCAGUCCAGCGGCUGGCCCAACGACGUGGACGCAGGACCGGCUUCCCUAAAGAAGUCAGGGAAGCUGGAUUUCUGCAGCGCCCUCUCCACCCACACCACCUCCCCAAGAAUGGCUUUCAGCCACCACCCGCUGCCGGUCCUUGCAGGAGUCAGACCAGGAAGCCCCCGGGCAACAGCCUCGGCCCUGCACUUCCCGUCAACCUCCAUCAUCCAGCAGUCCAGCCCCUACUUCACCCACCCGACCAUCCGCUACCACCAUCACCAUGGCCAGGACUCGCUCAAGGAGUUCGUGCAGUUCGUCUGCUCCGACGGGUCGGGCCAGGGCACCGGGCAGCCUAACGCUAGCGGCCAGGGCAAAGUCACGGGCUCAUUUUUGCUGCCGCCGCCCCCACCUGUGGCCAGACCUGUGCCCCUUCCAAUGCCUGACACAAAAUCCACCAGCACUAACCCAGAGGGCGGAGCGCCGACACCUACAUCACCCUCAUUCGCAGCGCCAGGCUCCUCCACUGCCAACCGGUUUGUCGGCAUCGGACCCCGGGACGGCAACUUUCUAAACAUCCCCCAGCAGUCUCAGUCUUGGUUCCUCUGAUGGGAUCUUCAAGAAAGAGACGAGAAAUCUCUCCCUAAAGCCCCCCAUGGAAGCGUCCGUCCUUCGCCUGGAUCUUCACUGAGCUGCUCCUGUCGAGACCCAGAGGGGGUGCCCAGCUCCCACUACCGAUGAGAAAAGUCCAACCCCCCCCCCGUCCCAGCCCCGAUCCGGAGCCAAUUUGAAUCGACGUGGACGAGGUUGGUCCUGUCCGAUGCGGACUUCCCGCGCCGCCCUUGGGAAGUAACAUCUCAAACAGCAAAGCGCAGCACCCCCGCCGCGAUCGCCGCAGGUCAGCCGCUCCGGAGCCGAGCGUCUCCCUGUUCCUGGGGCGGGGAGAUCGACAGCCCCGGAUGCGCCCGGGUCGAAAUCUCCCGAAACCCUCCAGAGCGCUGACGUGUGCCAGGAAAGAGGGGGAAGUGCUGGGAGCUUUCCAGAGCUGCAAGUGACUUAGGAUGGCAGGUUGAGGCAACGGCCAACAGCCCAGGGCGUCCAGCCUGCAGCCACGGGGUGUGUUGCACCUCGCUUAGGCCGACCCGAGCUAGCAUUCAGGUGCCGGGAAGCCGCAGCCGCGUGGGCGAGCCCGGGUAAUUACUCGGCUGCGGCAUCCUGCUCUGGCCCCCGAGCUCGCUCGGCUGAAGCCAUGAGCGGGGAUCUCCCUGCUGGCACUGGUUCGGCUCGUGGGGUGAACAGAGCGAGAACCGAACCAGCUGGCCUGUCCCACAAACAUAUUUGCGAAUUCAAAAAUUUUUCCUGUCUCAAAUUGGGGUGAAAAAUGGAAAUCUCAAAAAUAUUUGCCAGCCGGAAACCUGACGAAAUUUUGUUGUGGGUCAUUUGAAAUAUUUCAUUUUUUCCAUUUGGGCCUUUUUUUCCUGGGGUUUUAACCUUUUUUUUUUUUUUCAGUCAAAUUAGCUUAAUGUCAGGUCGAACCAGAAAACUGGAAUUUUGCCUUUUUUGCAAGUUUGUUCCCGAUCAGGAGACGCAGCCGACACGCCCGUUCCAGGAACGGUGCCAUUUCGGCAAAGCUGCGAUUUCCAAGGAAAAAAUGAUUUGUCACAGCCUCCCGGCCAGCGCAGGGCAAUGGAAAAUCGGUCUUCAAUGGCGUGUGACCUGCCCUGUCGCUGUUUCACUUGCCUCGUCUGCAUGAGAAGGCAACACUGGUUUAACUUCACCUGCUUUAAAUGCACAACUCAAGGGGUGAAUUUAAACCGGUUUCAAGGGCCUGCUGUGAACCGGACCCAUAGAAGUGGUUUGACAUUGAUGUACGUGCGUCCACACAGGUGCUGGCACCAGUUUCAUCAAACCGGUUUAACUGAAGUCAGGCCAGUUUUGCAGGGAACAAACUUAGUGCAUCCAAGUCACGUGGGCGCUCUGGAAAUCCUCCCUCUCUGGCCGGCAAUGAGCCACCUUCCCAGUUCAAUUCCGGACGCUCGGGCCGGGAGAGGCCGCUGCCCAAGGAGCCCCAGGAUUGGGUCCCCUCCGUCUUCAUCCUGGGGCAGCCGGAUCCUCCAGGGCGCCCGGGAAGAUUCGGCCCCGGCGGGGUGUUUCUGGCAGCCCUGGAGAAAUGCAGCCGGGAAGGCUACAAAACUUCCUCCUGGCCGCCCUGCCCUGCCCCUGCCUCGCCCUCGGGCUGUCCACAGCCCUCCCCCCGCCCAGGGGCCUUCUGGGUGCCGGGGGGGCUCAGGACCUUAGCCCAGCAUCGCCUGCAGGGACUGGAGCCGAGCUGUGCCGCUGAGGAUGCUGGGAAUUUACCCAGGAUGCUUGGCGGCCGAGGGACUCAGGUUGGCUCCGUUGUCCCCCCUCGUUCCGGCCGUACUGGGAGUCGUGAGGAAGGCUAAGCAGAGACGCUCCCGGCCGCAGGGGCAGAGGGGGCUGCGCGCUCCCUUCCCGGCCCCCCUGUGUCAGCCUCUCGCUCAAGAGCUCCCCCGGGCGGAUGAAGUGGGAUUCUGCCCGGGGGGGGACACAGUUAGAUUAUUUUAGUCUCCUUCCCAGUGGCUCCCAGCAUGGUCCCCCUUCCCCCCUCACAAUGGGGCUCUCUCCAGCCCUGAAAAUGCAGCGCUGGGGGGGUCCCUUUGCAAACAACCCCCCCUUCCCCAGGAAAUCAGCUUCAGCUAAGGGCGCCCGCCAAUGCUGCCAACCCCCGGGCAUGGCUGCUCUCCUCCCUUUCCGAAUCCCCCCUCCCCAGGGAAAGCGCUGGGGGAGCCGCGGCAGCUGGUUUGGGCCGGGGGGGGGCGUCUGUGAGGUCUAGCUCAGCUGACAGCUGUUUUCUUUCCCCUUCUCCCCACCGCGAUCUGUUCUCGCUUCCUUCCUUCGGAUUUGCUGCUUGGUGGUUGGUUUUUUCGUUUUAAAUAGUUGGAUCCUU
Molecule: messenger RNA, 4760 nt
Organism: Malaclemys terrapin pileata
Lineage: Eukaryota; Metazoa; Chordata; Testudines; Emydidae
Gene: NFIX
Product: nuclear factor I X
Exons: 11
Coding region: 917-2401 (494 amino acids)
Biological process (GO): regulation of transcription by RNA polymerase II
Cellular component (GO): nucleus
Molecular function (GO): RNA polymerase II cis-regulatory region sequence-specific DNA binding; DNA-binding transcription factor activity, RNA polymerase II-specific
Source: RefSeq, a predicted model, not a curated record